Molecule: messenger RNA, 2221 nt
Organism: Cryptococcus deneoformans JEC21
Lineage: Eukaryota; Fungi; Basidiomycota; Tremellomycetes; Tremellales; Cryptococcaceae
Product: transporter, putative
Exons: 13
Coding region: 39-1982 (647 amino acids)
Biological process (GO): basic amino acid transport; transmembrane transport
Cellular component (GO): fungal-type vacuole membrane
Molecular function (GO): basic amino acid transmembrane transporter activity
Source: RefSeq, a predicted model, not a curated record
AGCGUGAGGAAAGGCAGAGAGAUAAGCAAAAGUAAUGAAUGACACGCCAAAAGAAGCAGUUUGUCCAUCAUCCUUCUCUCGCAAUUCCUCAUUCUGACCUUUCUACCUAUCCUGUUGAUACGGGACUCCUCUUUUUAGUCCUUCCCCAGUCCGUUUGUCUUCUCAGCUCCUAUAUUUUUUCGCUGGUCAACAAUUUGACAUUCACCCUUCCCCGGGACAAAGUACUGGAAACAAUGACUCUCGGCGAGAGAGAACGACUCCUGCAACCGGCUCCCGCCCCUCCUGGGACCACGCUCUAUAGCGAACCAAACCAUUCUGAAGAUAUCGAGACUACCGAUGAACAUAAAUUGAGCUACAACAGGGUAGGGUUGAACGCCCGUCGAUUUUGGAUCUUGUGUGCUUCGAUGUGGAUAGCCUCUUUCCUGAACGCCUUCGACGGUACCGUAGUCGCUACUUUGCUGGGACCCAUAUCUUCAUCGUUCAAAGCGACCAACUUGGCAUCAUGGCUCGGUACAUCAUAUAUGCUCUCAGUCUGCUGCUUCACUCCCAUUUACGGACGAUUGUGUAACAUUAUUGGUCGUCAGGGUUCAAUGCUGCUUGCGCUUGCAAUCUUCACAACUGGUAAUCUUCUGUGCGCGUUUGCUCCUUCUAUGGAGGCUUUGAUUGCUGCUCGUGCACUAGCCGGUAUGGGUGGAGGUGGUCUCAGUAUAAUUGGAAGUACCAUCAUGAGCGACAUCGUCCCUAUCACCCAUCGAGGUAUCUUCCAAGGUCUUGCCAAUCUUGCCUUCGGUAGCGGAAUGGGUCUCGGCGCUCCCAUCGGCGCUCUCAUCAACGAUUGUCUCAAUUGGCGAUGGGCUUUUUGGGUUCAGAUUCCUGUUCUCCUCUUUGCCAGCUAUCUUGUCCAUUCCAAUGUUCGAUAUGAUGUCCCAUCACGCCCCAGCUCAGGUGCCGCUACACCUAACCCUGCGGCUGUUAAGCAAACCGCUAUGCAGCUUUUCAAGCGGAUCGACUUUCUGGGAUGUUUCCUACUUGCCGGAUGGGUAGGCGCCGCUCUGAUCGCCAUCUCGCUCAAUAUUAACUCUACUGCAACAAAUGCGUACAACUGGUCUGAUCCGAUCAUGAUCGGCCUAUUCGCCACCAGUGCUGUCUUAUUCGUCCUCUUCCUAUUUGUAGAACUCAAAUGGGCAGCCGAGCCCGUCAUGCCUUUUGAGCUACUGGUCAGUCGAACUCCGGUUGCGGUUGCUAUCAAUAACUUUGUGUUGUCUGUGGCCAACUUUGCUAUUCUAUAUAGUGUCCCUCUCUACUUUACAACUGUACGACAAAUGUCCGCUUCCAACGCCGGCGCUCAUCUUAUUCCAAACUCGUUCGUCGGCGUGAUUGGCUCUCUCGGCGCUGGACUCAUUGUUCGACGAACUCAUAAAUAUUACUGGCUCAACACUUUUUGUGCAUGCUUUGGAGUGAUUGGUUGCUUCUUGAUCUCCACUUGGAGACUUGGUACAUCUGAGUGGAUGCUCUGGACGAACAUGUCAUUCACCAGUUUUGCCAUGGGGGCUGUUACCACCUUGACCAUCGUCGCUCUUAUUGCAGAUGUCGGGCCUGAGCAUGUCGCCAUUGCUACCAGUUUGUCCUAUGUGUUCCGUACCAUCGGCCAAGUCUUGGGUGUAGCCUUGUCUGGAGCUUUGACUCAGGCAGUUCUGACCUGGGAACUGGAAAAGAGGAUACGAGGUCCUAAUGCAGAAGAGAUCAUUGCGUCGAUCCGAGAAUCGUCUGCUUCUAUUCGCUAUCUCCCAGAGCCUCUCAAGUCCAUCGCGAUUGCAUCUUAUCAGAAAGGUCUACACGCUGUCUUCAUUUGUACCGUAGUCCUGAGUGUGAUCACUCUCUUAUCAGGCUUAGGAAUCAGAGAACUUGAUAUGAAGCAGAUCAUGUCCGGAGGAAAACAGGCAAAGCAGGUACAGAACGAGAGCGAAGAGGAGGAGGCUUAAGGUCGUCGAGAAAUAUAUCGAGAACAUAUACCUGCUAAGGGAAGAGUACUUUGUAAAGCGGAGGCGGCCUCGUCAUUAUACGUGUGGUGUGGGAGUGUGACACAAUCAAUUGUAUCUUAAAAUAGAACAUCUAGCAUAGAACAUCUAGCUAAUUGUUAUAGAUUCAUAUCUAGCCAUCAUCUUGGACUUGUCAUAUGUGAUGCUUACUCAUUGGAUGCUUUGUCUGUGAUGUUGCAUAA